This is a messenger RNA of Symbiodinium pilosum, 360 nucleotides long. The record is from the annotation of a GenBank genome assembly. NCBI's taxonomy places the organism in Eukaryota, Dinophyceae, Suessiales, Symbiodiniaceae.
AUGGCUGCCGCGCUGAUCAUUGUGGGCCUCCGUGCAGAAGCCAAGCGCAUGCUGCGGCCCUUCAGCUGGGGCGAGGAGUUCCUGAGACUCAACGAGGAAGCCUUCCAAGUCUACAGCGAGGCAAAGAACGCAGCAGCCCUUCGGCGUGCAGAAGCUGCACUUCUCGAGAAGUGGCGAGACGAGGCUGCUGAACGGCGAGCACAAGACCUGGACCUACCUCCAUCCGAAGAGGAAGAAAGUCAGUCCUCAGAAGACGAAGAGGUGGAUGCGGCAGGGAACACCGUGCCCCAGAGCCAGGCGAAGCUAUCUGCACAUGCAACCAGUACAUCGACAGCUCCUACUGACGCCGACAAGGUCUGA